AUGGUGGGGAACGACUGGAUCACCAGCUACCUGGAGGCCAUCCUAGACGCGGGGGGCACCGCGGGGGACAUCUCGGCCGCCUCCGCCUCCUCCUCCGCGGCGCCCGGGGGCGGCGGCUCUGGGGCGGAGAAGAGGCGGGACAAGUCGUCGCUCAUGCUGCGGGAGCGCGGCCGCUUCAACCCGGCAUGCUACUUCGUGGAGGAGGUCAUCUCCGGCUUCGACGAGACCGACCUUUAUAAGACCUGGGUCCGCACGUCGGCGAUGAGGAGCCCGCGGGAGCGGAACACGCGGCUGGAGAACAUGCCCUAG
Triticum dicoccoides is the source of this 309-nucleotide messenger RNA. Its product is annotated as probable sucrose-phosphate synthase 4. NCBI's taxonomy places the organism in Eukaryota, Viridiplantae, Streptophyta, Magnoliopsida, Poales, Poaceae. Bases 1 to 309 code for a protein of 102 amino acids. The record is from RefSeq and is a predicted model, not a curated record. The transcript is spliced from 2 exons.